CGUCGUGUCCCUCACUUACGGCAGUACCUCAAUCUGACAGCGCCCAAUCACAUCUUCAUUCUUAGAGUCAAGUAAAUAAUUAUUAUAGUAAUGUUUAACACCAGUAAAAAUUAUCAUGAUCUGGACAUUACGAAGUUGUUCGAGAAGCACACGAUCAGGGAGAUCGAGCAGGUUCAGAAGAAGAUAUUCGUGGAAAUGGACUGGAAAAAAGUGGAGCUGAGGACACUUGUUGGAGAGAGAUAUCGAGAUUUAAUCCAAGCAGCCGACACAAUAGCCGAGAUGAAGAGGACCUCUGAGGAAGUAACUCAGAGACUCGCAGGGAUUGAGGAUAGAUUUUGUCAGCUACAGCAGAAGUACCUGAUCGGUUUUAAACUUGAUCCACCUGAAGAACUGACGAACACAGUGAAAACUGACGUGUCAGAUUCAGUGGUUGUACAGAUCAAGAUCCUGAUGGACAUCCCCGAGCACAUCUGGUCGGCCAUUGAUGACAGGGAUAUCCUGGGAGCCAGUCAAUUAUUCAUUUUGGGGCAGCACAUCAAUUACAGUCUCAUUUUUGAGAUCGGACAGUCUGUUUUGAAUGAAAGAUACCCACUUGUCGCAAAACAAUGGUGCAUUAUUAAUAAUUUCAGGAGUGUUAUCUCUUGCGAGUGUUACAAGAUACUUCAGUCUCUCGAUUUAACUCCUGAGAUAGCUGCUAACUGUUUGUCCUCUAUGGUCCUGAUGGACAAAUCAAGCGCGAAGGAUCUCAUUAAAAAAUUAAUCCAAUUCAGAAGUAAGGCUAUGGAGUCCAUAAUUAAUGAUGAGAGCCCGCGAAAUGUCAGACACAGGAUUAAAAUGUGUGUAAAACUUCUGAUGGAUACUGUUGCUCUCAUCCAUUCCUGUUUUAUAAAAUCCAACAACCAUGAUCACGGUCUCAUCUCCCAUCAUGUAAAAUCGAUUUCCGAUCAAGAAGCCUCCUCUAUUCUCUCUCAGUUGGACCUGAACCCCCAGCUCUUGGAUAAAUACCUUCCGUCAGUGACGAAACAUCACAAGCCCUUCGUAAAAGGCGAAUUCCACGAGCUUUCUCCCUUGGAUCUCAUGAAAAAAUUGCACGACUGGUUUGCCUGGGUUCACAAGUUCGUCUCUGACUCGAUAAAACAGCUCCUGAACCUCGUCACUUCGGUCAAGGGGAUCUUCAAUAUUCGGGAGGAGUCGAUAUCCCUGGAGAUUCCUGAGAACUGGACGAAUAUCUGGCAGGAUCUGUCGACAUCUCCCAUCAACUUCUGGAUGGAAUUCUUUCAGCCGUUACUCACGGAUCGCGUCAAGGAGAUUAUUAAAAUUCGGUCGGAUGAGGCUUUGAGUGAUCUGAAAAUCAGCGUCAUGGAGUUUCUGUCAAAACUGCCGAACGAGAAUUUCAGUUUUCCUGAAGAUGAUCUCAGAUGGUUUAUCUGGAAGGACUCUCCCCUGGACAUGCCUCAAAAGCUCUCAAAGUCCAGUUCCACAGACGUGAAGCGAUCUCUGCUGAUGAAGGCCAGGGGCUACUCAACGAACCUGGUGACCCUCUGCGAAAACCUCGACAAGAGUCUGCACAAUCUCCUCUGCGACCUGGAGCAGUACCUCUACGAAUCCGAGAACAUCGGCUCACUCCCUUCUGAUCUCCUCACGCUGACGUUGUCGUCAGUAUUCGAUAAAUUCUGGGACAGAACAGCCAUUCAAGAACACCUCCAGCUAGUGAGUGGGGUAAUGGUAGAGAAAAUAAUCGAAUUCAUAAGGUUCGAUUGCACGAACGAUACUCCAAAGGGUGGAAAGAGGGAUUUCAAUGCCAUUGUCAUGGCGAGAUUUCUUCAGGCGAUGACAACCAUCUGCCCCAGCUUGAAUAAAUGCUUCACACUUUCGAAAAUAUCAGGACUGACAAUUACAAAUGUAAAGUGGCAGAAUGUGUGCGAUAAGCUCAGGGAGGAGACUGUCAACAUCUGGCUGAUCUGGAUUAACUGCUACAGGGAGAAGCUCAUGUCGCACUCCAGCCGUUUUCUGACUUCUGAACCUGUUGAUGGACUCAGGAUCAGGACAAUUGUGUCUGAGUGGGAGAGGGUCACAAUUGAGGAAGAAGGUGAGGAGGGGAGGAGAAUCAAGUCAGAGAUUUUGGUGCCUUAUCAGCCGUCAGUAUCGGUGCAGAAAUUUCUGGCAGCAGUCACCAAGGAUUUGAACAAGGUGAUUCCUCAGACAAUUCCCAAGAAGGUGAUGAACGAAUUCAGUUGCAAUGUCGUAGAAGCGCUGUUAGGGCACUACGAGGGGGUUCUCCGAGGAAACUUGAAGCAGAAACAGGCCUUUCAAGUUCUCCUCGAUAUCAAGUACGUGACGAUGCUGCUGGUACCCAGGGAGAAUAAGGAAGUCGUAGAUAGGUCCCAGGAGAUCUGCAAUGGUAUUCUCUCGCGGAUCGAUCCCUUUGAUUCCGACGUUUUUUAUCCAUUUAUUCAUAUCAAUGUCAAGAAGAGUGUGCAGAGAACUUUGUUAAUAUUCGGAAAUCUAGUGCCCCACAUGGAACAAUUGCACUCAGUGUUGGGUGCCCGUGGAGAACUAGUUGAUACUGGAAAAUCAAUGGCAGAUCCUCCAGGGGUGCUCGCCAUUUGCACUGGCUCUCCCUGGUUUCCACCACUGGCAGUAACAGUGCCUCCCAGAAAUUUGCCACUUAUUCCCGUCAUUAUUCCAGAUAAAAUACAGCGAAAAAAAACAUUAGCGAAGGAGCAAACGAGAAACGAUUUGACUGGCUCGACAAUUAAAUCAGGUGCAGCAGCCUUCUUUGGAGCCAUGGGGAGUGACUGGUUCGGCUCAAAUUAAUCUCGACCAUUUGUUAUCCAAUUUUUAUAUUUUAUUAUGAUUGUAAAUAAAUGCAGAGUCAUUGCAGUUA
Diachasmimorpha longicaudata is the source of this 2887-nucleotide messenger RNA. RefSeq names its product conserved oligomeric Golgi complex subunit 1 (gene Cog1). Gene Ontology annotation, cellular component: COG complex; Golgi apparatus. NCBI's taxonomy places the organism in Eukaryota, Metazoa, Arthropoda, Insecta, Hymenoptera, Braconidae. Gene Ontology annotation, biological process: intra-Golgi vesicle-mediated transport. The record is from RefSeq and is a predicted model, not a curated record. The transcript has 8 exons. Bases 91 to 2817 code for a protein of 908 amino acids.